GUAUUCAGUGUGUCACUUCUGACUGACCCAUAAAGUCUGUUAAACAACAAGGGACUGCAGAUUUGAGUUGGAUUAUCAACUAUCAACAACCAGCAGAUUGCCAUCUUUACAGGUGACCAUGAGAAGCCUGUUGUUGACAGUGGGCCUCUGCCUGACCCUGCUGUCUCUUACAUCUGGAUAUCCUACUGGGGCUCCCAGUGGUGCAUGCAUCAGCAUGUUUCCGAAUCAUGGUGUGAACCCACAGACCAUGCCUUCACCGUACCAAAUUACGCUUAGUAAAACAAACUUCACAUCUGGAGAUGAAAUCACAGUUACCCUGGCUAGCUCCUCUGGAGAACAGUUCAAGGGUUACCUGUGCCAGGGACGUUAUCUCGAUGCUAGCAUGAACCAAGAAAUAGCAGUUGGAUCUUUUGAUGCACCUGCAGGAGCUAAGCAAGAAUGUUCGGGGGCUAUGGGGAACGGUGUGACACACUCUUCAAAUUCUCUUAAGACAAGUGUAACACUAAAAUGGACGGCACCAAACCCCAGUUCAGCUCACGUCAGAAUCUAUUGUACAUUUGUGAAAGAGACCGCAACAAUUUGGGUACAGGAGCCUUCAGCUAACCUGAUAGAUGGCGCUGGUGGACCUUUACCAACCACACCUCCACCACCCUCUCCAGCUGCACCCAUUGCCAUAUCUGUAAAUGACUGUGGGUCUGGUAAAGGUUGUUAUCGUGUCCCAGAUGGCUGUGAUGAAGCCAGCUGUAGAUACCUUGUGACGUGGAAAGAGAGUAGCCAAGAUAGCGAUUAUUUCACAUUUGAGAUGAGCUCCAUCAAUACUGAAUAUAUUGCAUUGGGGUUCUCUCUGGAUAAACAUAUGGGCGAUGACAGUGUUGUUGUCUGUGCAUACUCUAACAUUACGGGAACUGUUGUCAUACAAAACUACUAUAAUGAAGGAAAGGGAAGUGGACGAGUUUCUAGCACGGGACUCACUAGAGGAAGUGGCUAUCUUGGUGGCUCAAGAAUAAGCUGCAGGUUUGAUCGCAAGAAAAUGAUUGAUGCGGACCAAAUCUUUAACCUUGAUAAAAUGUACUACCUACUAGUGGCCCAGGGUUUUGCUGCACCAACUGGAGCCAUCAAGAAACAUCAGGUCAUGACUGAUGGCCAAUUUCCUCUUGUUUCGCCUGCUAUGGUGGAUUUCUCAGGUAGUGGUAGUAAACCAUCACUGACCGGCAGAGCCACCUAUCCUCUGAUGAAAGUUCAUGGUUGCUUGAUGACCUUAGCGUGGGUACUAACAGCCAGUGUUGGGAUUAUAUUGGCGAGAUAUUACAAACCUAUGUGGGUCAAAUCUAGAGCGUGUGGAGAGAGAGUUUGGUUUCAGAUACAUCGCUCUUGUAUGAUAACUACAUUGGCUCUCACUAUUAUCGCUUUCAUAAUUAUCUUCGUGGAAGUUGGUGGCUACAGCUUAUGGAGAGGUUAUUCCUGGUGGGACGCCCAUCCAAUCCUUGGAAUUAUUGUUACAGUACUUUGUAUACUAAACCCUAUACUUGCAUUAUUCCGCCCUCAUCCUGAUACGCCUAAUCGUCCAAUUUUUAACUGGGUUCAUUGGGGAGUAGGUACAGUUGGCCAUGUGUUGUCUGCUCCAACAAUUUUCCUUGGAAUGGGUUUCCCAAAGGUGUUUGUGCCAUGGUGGGCUACAUGGAUCAUGGUGGCUUGGGUGAUCUUCCAUGUCGUCUGUGAGCUUAUCUUGGAGAUCCACCAGUGCUGUAUGAACAGAAGGAACAAAGAGAAGAGAGAAGAGAUUGAAAUGGAAAAGAAGGGAGAUCCAAGAAUGGCUGACGUUGAACCCAAAUACUCUGGUCGUCGCUUCAAGUGCUGUAUGCUGAGCCUUUACCUGAUAGUGACAUCUAUCCUUGUUCUGGUGCUCGUUAUCGUGAUUGCUGCUCUCGUACAAGUACCAUUUUGA
Molecule: messenger RNA, 1945 nt
Organism: Owenia fusiformis
Lineage: Eukaryota; Metazoa; Annelida; Polychaeta; Sabellida; Oweniidae
Source: the annotation of a GenBank genome assembly